Messenger RNA from Culex pipiens pallens (northern house mosquito), 1631 nucleotides. RefSeq lists its product as uncharacterized. The record is from RefSeq and is a predicted model, not a curated record. Gene Ontology annotation, biological process: septate junction assembly; regulation of tube size, open tracheal system. The coding region runs from base 148 to 879 and encodes 243 amino acids. The transcript is spliced from 4 exons. NCBI's taxonomy places the organism in Eukaryota, Metazoa, Arthropoda, Insecta, Diptera, Culicidae. Gene Ontology annotation, cellular component: membrane; septate junction.
AUGCAACAAGAAGACGGCUCAGUCACAGUUUGAAGGAGUGUCGUCGAGUCGUCGAGGCGGAGUGAGUGUGUCUGCUUGUGGGUUGUCUGGAGGAAUUUUGGAGCACCGAAUUGUGGGACUUGAUCGAGCGUUUGCCGUGCCUUAACCAUGUCCUCGACCAUCGAGAAGAACGAGUACCCGAAGGCAUCGAAUGCCUUGGUACUCGGAGCCAUCCUGUCCUAUGUGGCGUCGAUCUUCCUGAUGAUGAGCUUCUGCUCGCCGUACUGGAUCGAAUCGUACUCGGAAUCUUUCAGUAGCUUCAAGAACAUGGGACUUUGGGAGUACUGCUUCAAGGACUUUACCUAUCCGUACUAUCAGUACCCGCGGCUGUUCAACGGAUGUCACCAUAUCUUCAGCGAGGAGUACUACGUGAUCCGCGAGUACCUGCUGCCGGCCUGGUUGAUGGUCGUGCAGGGCUUCGUGACGAUGGCCUUCCUGCUCACGUUCGGCUCGUUGAUCAUCAUGGCCUGCGAGCUGGUGCGAUGGCCGCUGAAGCUGGUGCUGCGGUACGAGUGGAUGCUGACCACGGUUUCGUUUGUGGGCGUUGCGUCGUCAUCAUUCUUCAUGUUCUUAGCGGUUGCCAUCUUCGGUGGAAACGCCUACCGUCGCGAUUGGCUGAUGUACCCCAAGUUCAACGUGCUUUCGUGGUCGUACGCCCUGGCCGUGGUAUCGUUCAUGAUCCUGGGACUGGCCGCCCUGCUGCUGUACCGGGAAGCUAAGAAAUCCUACGAACUUCGCCGGGAAGCUAAAAAUCUGGUAAUGCAGAUGCAGAUGCACGAACCGGGCUACCACCCGUCGCACCACACCAGCCGAAGCCUGCACAGUGGCGGAUACAUAUAAACUGUUUUGUCCUGCAGGAUCAGUCUAAUCUUACUCUUUAUGUAACAAUGCUAAUCGCUGACCAUUUCAGCAAAGGAAAUAAUUAUCAAAUUACGCAUACAACGGUAGAUGUGCUUCGAGAAACACACACACAAACACAAAAACAAAUGAACACACAAUCUCACAAUCAUUAACUGUAAAAGACACGCAAAUUGCACGCAGGGAACCAAAAGAAGCAAGCAAAAAUCGCCCAAGUCUCCUCGGCAGCACCAGAAGCAGCAGGUUGAUAUUCCAAUCAGAACUUCUUCCAUCACCUUUAUCACUAUUAUACAAGGAAGGACCAAUCCAACCACAGUGCCGCUGGCGCUCGCGAGGGGACGUAAAACACUGCACUAAAUGUGGCCUUAGACAAACAAAAAAAAACAUCUUUGGACGCGAGGUUAAUUAAUACUUCGUCCUGUUUUUAAUGUUCGCCAAGCGUAAAACCAGAGGGAAACUUCGAACUUUUCCAAUUUUACUACACUAUACAUUUACAACAUAUACUAAAACAUGAAAUCAAUUUCCACAGGAAAAAAACACACAAAACAAAUCCAAUUAGUAGUUUUGUAGUCAUUUUCGGUAGAUUUACGACGUGCCCUUCCGGGUUGCGUCACAUAUCCGUAAAAAAUCGUACUUUAUUAGCAAUCUUUGGCGUUCGAUUUGCAAUACGUUCUAUUCUAACUGAUAGGUUUUUAUUUUGAGUCAUCUCGCACGACAUUCCGUCCUUUUUUAAA